GUAUUUAAAAUUAAAAACGCAGCUUUAAUUUUAUUAAAGAAUAAAUCGUAUUUCAUACUCAGAGAUACCAGCGCGCAUAUGCAAUUUUUGCCGUUAUCUAAAUAUGUAUGUAUAUAUGUAUUUUGCCAUCCCUAAAAAUCUUAUCAGCGCACCACAAAUAUAAGGCAGAAUCUACUUGCAUUCAUAAACAUACAAGCAUUACAAACAAACGGAUUUCCAUUUGUAAAGCGAGACGAUAGAAGAAGAGUGCAAAAGAGCGAAGCACAAAAGCCAGUAAACAAGACAAACAAGGCAGGCGGCUUUUUUCAGUUCACAGAUACGCACUCAUAAUUAUAGUAGGUGGAGUAAGUAAGACUAAGCCAGAGAGAUCUAGUCGCUGCCUACGAUCGGUUCAGUUAGGGUCGGAGACUAGCAAUGCCACGCCCAGUUCUGCUCAUCCAUGGCGGUGCCGGCGAUAUAACCGAUGCACGAGUUCCUGGCAAAUUCAAUGGGAUCAAGGAGGCACUACGUCGAGCCUGGCCACGACUCCAGGCCGGACAGAGUGUGGAGGGCAGUGCCGCAGAUGCUGUCGAGUGGGCGAUACAGUCGAUGGAGCUAAAUGAAUGCUUCAAUGCUGGGCAUGGCUCGUGCCUUAACACGGCCGGUGAUGUUGAGAUGGAGGCCAGUUUUAUGGAGGGCCAAGAUUUGCGUGCCGGCUGCAUCACCUUGCUGCGCGACAUUCUGCAUCCGAUAUCGGUGGCACGCAAGUUGAUGGAGAAGAAGCGGCACGUGUUCAUUGGUGGCCUGGCAGCCCAGGAAUUUGCACUGGGCGCCGGUUUUGAGAAAUUGGCUGCUGGUACUCUGGUCACGGAGAGUGCUCAGCAGGGUCUGCUGGAGUUCAAGAGGCAGCAGCUGCAAGGCAAGGAUGUCACGUAUGCACGCACCGAACUCGAUCAGUUGCGCACCGAUCCCAGCGGCGAAACUGUGGGCGCUGUGGCCAUGGAUGAGUUGGGAAACAUUGUGGUGGGCACUUCAACGGGCGGCAUUACGGGCAAGUGGCCGGGACGCAUUGGAGAUACGCCUUUGUUGGGUUGCGGCACCUAUGCGGACAACACUGUUGGAGGCGUAUCCACCACCGGCCAUGGCGAGACCAUUAUGCGCUACAAUCUCGCUCAGCGCAUACUCUCAGCCAUCAAACACCAAGGGCUGUCGGCGCAGGCAGCCGCAGAACAGGAAUGCAAGCUGAUGACUCAACGUCUUGGCGGCACUGGCGGCGCCAUUGUCGUCGAUUACAAUGGCGAGAUUGGCGUUAGCUUCAGUUCGCGUCGCAUGGCCUGGGGCUACAUCCAGAAUGGCACUAUUUUCUAUGGCAUCGAUCAAAAUGUUGUGCUUACCGAAUCGUUUGACACGAACUGAGGAUCCAUCGAGUGAUUCUUACAGCAGCCAUACACAGAUGCAUUUAUAUUCUAGGUACAUAUGUAUAUAUCUAUAGUACAUACAUAUAUUCGAUGUAUUUUGUUGGAAUCUUAUUUCGAGUAUUACACAAAAAUGUCCAUAUCCAAGCUACUAAAAUGCCACGCCCACAACUCAAUGGGGCGGGACAUGUAUACACAUAUAAUAAAAAAUAAUAAAUUAUUAAAAUUAA
This is a messenger RNA of Scaptodrosophila lebanonensis, 1624 nucleotides long. RefSeq names its product probable isoaspartyl peptidase/L-asparaginase GA20639. Gene Ontology annotation, molecular function: asparaginase activity. The record is from RefSeq and is a predicted model, not a curated record. The transcript has a single exon. The coding region runs from base 415 to 1395 and encodes 326 amino acids. NCBI's taxonomy places the organism in Eukaryota, Metazoa, Arthropoda, Insecta, Diptera, Drosophilidae.